This is a messenger RNA of Closterium sp. Yama58-4, 1170 nucleotides long. The record is from the annotation of a GenBank genome assembly. NCBI's taxonomy places the organism in Eukaryota, Viridiplantae, Streptophyta, Zygnematophyceae, Desmidiales, Closteriaceae.
AUGGGCGCAUCAUCAUUGUGGGCGAUGUGCACGGUGCGUUGCUGCCUGCAGGGCAUUAGCUGGGCUGGUGGCGGAGAACGUAAAGAGGCGGCAGGUGGCUCUUGGGAUGGCAGCACGUGCCUCAUGGGAUGGCAGCACGUGCCUCAUGGGAUGGCAGCACGUGCCUCAUGGGAUGGCAGCACGUGGCUCAUGGGAUGGCAGCACGUGGCUCAUGGGAUGGCAGCACGUGCCUCAUGGGAUGGCAGCACGUGCCUCAUGGGAUGGCAGCACGUGCCUCAUGGGAUAGCAGCACGUGGCUCAUGGGAUGGCAGCACGUGGCUCAUGGGAUGGCAGCACGUGGCUCAUGGGAUGGCAGCACGUGGCUCGUGGGAUGGCAGCAUGUCUUGGUGCCAUGCGGAGUUGGAGGCAUUGAUGGAGCGCUGUGAGCGCAAGGACGGGGACGUGGUCAUACUGGUGGGGGACAUGGUCAACAAGGGGCCGGACUCGCAUGCAGUGCUGCGCAUGGCGCGCAGGAUGGGGGCAGUGGCAGUGAGAGGCAACCACGAUGACAAGGCACUCGCUGUUGCUGCUGCUGCCGCCACUGGCAAGUCGAAGCGGUGGCGCAACAGCAAGUGGCCCAGUGACCUGUCGUCCACGGAUCUGGAAUGGCUCCUCUCGCUGCCCUUCUCCAUUCGCAUUCCCUCCCACAACUGCCUCGUUGUGCACGCGGGCCUUGUGCCUGGCGGGGGCAUGGAUUCGAGUCUGAGUGAGUGGGACGCACACGACUGGCUUGUGUCUGGGGGGGACAGCAGCAGUGGUGAGGGGGAGGAGGCGAAUGGUUGGGCCCGGGGGUGGGGGUGGGAGGCGUGCAAGGCUGCUGAUGAGGGGGCGGUGCUGUGGAGCCACGAGUGGCGUGGCAGGGAGCACGUGGUGUUCGGCCACGAUGCUGUCAGGGGCCUGCAAAGGACUCCCUGGGCGACAGGGCUUGACACGGGUUGUGUGUACGGGGGCCGCCUCACAGCGUGUGUGCUGCCGUCGCUGGCGCAGCUGCAGCAGCUGACGCACGCGCGUGCAGCGGAGCAGCGCAGGGAGGGGCACCAAGGAGCGGUGCGCGUGUGGCCCAUGCUGCAGAUCGUGUCUGUGGCGGCACAGAGGCAGUACGCCAUGCCCAAGGUCAAGGGGCGCAAAUGA